AUUUUUAAGGUCAACACUUGGGUCCACAACACUCGCGGCAUUUUUAUGCAUCCACUGGGACCAGACGGAAAAUCGGAGGCAUCAAUAACUGUUAGUAAUUUUUCUGUCGAACGAUAUCAGUUCAUUAUCGGUUCUGUCCCUGACGUUUGUUUUAAGUACAAAUGGUAAAUCAAUGUUAUUCCGUACUUUCAAGUAAGUUAAAUCGCGUUUUUGGUUAUGACUUGUCUCUCAGGUUGCGGGUUCCUCGCGGGGGCCGUUCUGCAGAACCGUCGCAAGCUGGCUGUCCUGCUCCUCCUGCUGAUACUACAAGGUCUGUUCGUGAUCUACUCGACCAUGAAGACGUCACCGACGGCCCAGUGUAACGGGUCAAACUGUCCGGUGCCGACGGUGACCAUCCUGCACCCGAUCAGCACCCGGCUCCGUGACCUACUGCUGGGGACCACUGCGGCGCCGCCCCCACGGCAAUCAUCUCCUGCGUCACAAACGUCAGCAACGGCAGUGUGGACGGAAGAAGCGCGGGCAAAGUGGCGAACACUCAAACCCAAGAACUGGGAAGAGCUGGCGUCAGCUGUGUUUGACUACAUCGAAAAGCCGUAUGCAAAGUGCGGAAAGUCGAUGCGUAUAGGCGGCCAGGCCGACUACAAGAACCGCAAGUUUGACGGCUACAAGUGGGUGUGUCUGGACCCGGCGCUGGGCCUUCUGCAGACCAACAGCUGCCUCAUCUACAGCUUUGGCGUCGACCACGACUGGUCGUUUGACGACAACGUGCAGCGACUGCAGUGCGAGAUCCACGCCUUCGACCCAUCCAUCGGCCAGAAGGACCACAAGAGAUCCGAGCACAUCUCCUUCCACAACCUCGGCAUCGGCGGCCGGGACGAGACGAUUCAGGUGCGGGGGCGACGCUGGGACGUCCGCACCUACCAGAGCGUGGUGUCGAUGCUAGGUCAUCAGCGGCGCACCGUCCACUACCUCAAGGUGGACGUGGAGGGCGCCGAGUGGGACAUGUUCACCCAGAUCUUCACCAGCUCACCGCAACUACUGCAAAACGUGCGUCAGAUCGGCAUGGAGAUACACCUGGCGUAUGAUCCACGCGACAGGAACGCCGGCCUCGACAGGUGGAGGGAGUACCUCGCCGUGUUCCAGCGACUGGAGGCCAUGGGAUUCCGGCUGUUCCAUAGCGAGAUGAACCCGUACACGGGGGCAGAGAAACUCUUUCCGACCGUGUCUCGGCGCGGGAGUCGCGUCUACGAACUGGUGUGGCUGUAUCAACCGUGAACCCGACAAUGAGUCACCGCUAUGUGAGAAGCGUUCUGACUUGUUAGUCGGACCUUCAUGGUAGCGAACGUAACCAUAUCCCGAUCUUAGACCGGGUAGACAGUUUCGUGAUGAAGCGAAACCGCUUCAGUGUUCGCAUUGAAGCCUGGAGAUGUCGAGAACUCGAGAACGAGCUUUAAACUUAAUGGACAUGAUGACUUUUGGCUAACGAUACCGAGAGAUGCAGUCAGAAGCCAAAGACCGGGACAAUGGUGAAAUGUCCCAGACAAUGACAAAUCUAAAGUCAAUAAGCCUUAGAACAUGACUCAUUGUCAUGUUCGUGACUGUUCUUUUUUGUCGGGAGUGCCUUGAAAAUGUAUGUGUCUUACUCAUUUCAUAGAUGGGGAUAUGCGAGGCUGCUACAGUCAGCAAAUGCUAGCGAUAUGAAUCAACAAGCCGUGCAGGUAAUGUAGGUAUGCUGCCGUUAUGAAUUACCUAUUGGGUGGUGUGCGCUGGCCUGUGUGUUGGGGGGGGGGGGGGAGGGAGGGGAAGGGGGCAGCGCCGCGUCCUGUGAGAUAUGCCGUGCUGCCGUGUGCACGAGUGCCACCGGUGAGAAGUUUGCAAGAUGCGUGCCUUCUGACUGAUUGAUGCCUAUAUAGUCAUCGUAAUCAGGUGGCUGCGUUUACCUCAUAACUGACACGAUAUUACUUGAUUCGAAGGCAGCGAAGCACAUUAAUAACAAGGAAAACGAGUGAAACGAUCACCUUUUAUGCACGUUUGAAACUGCCCGGAAAAGCAGUCAUUCCGCCUGACAUGCUCAGUAUCGAACGAGUUUGUGAAUGCAUUUUAUGACUCAAUGACAUUGGAAUCAUUAUUAUACGUACAUGUUGUGUGAACUGUUGAUUUGGCAAUAUGUAUCGCGAAUAGUGGACAUUUUUAUGCAUCGGAUAAGUGUGGGUAUUUUUGUUUAUGUUGUCGUUACUGUGGAUAAAUUCGCCAUGAGUGAUAAUACAAAGCAAUCACACAAAAUA
This is a messenger RNA of Amphibalanus amphitrite, 2285 nucleotides long. RefSeq names its product methyltransferase-like protein 24. The coding region runs from base 217 to 1275 and encodes 352 amino acids. Lineage: Eukaryota; Metazoa; Arthropoda; Thecostraca; Balanomorpha; Balanidae. The transcript has 2 exons. The record is from RefSeq and is a predicted model, not a curated record.